This is a messenger RNA of Ostertagia ostertagi, 1572 nucleotides long. NCBI's taxonomy places the organism in Eukaryota, Metazoa, Nematoda, Chromadorea, Rhabditida, Trichostrongylidae. The record is from the annotation of a GenBank genome assembly.
AUGCAUCGAUUGAAGGCAGACGAAGGUUACUUAGUCGGUAAAGGACUUCCGCCUCACAACGUGGAUGCGAUUCAUCCUGGUUACGGUUUCUUAUCCGAGCGAGCCGACUUCGCACGUGCUUGUAUCCAUGCGGGGAUUUCAUUCAUUGGCCCAAGUCCGGAUGUUAUGGCACGCAUGGGAGACAAGGUGGCAGCACGUCAAGCGGCUAUUGAAGCUGGUGUGCAAGUAGUUCCUGGAACCCCAGGACCAAUUACUACGGCGGAAGAAGCUGUCGAGUUCGCCAAGCAGUAUGGAACUCCCAUUAUCUUGAAGGCUGCUUACGGUGGUGGAGGGCGCGGCAUGCGCAGAGUUGACCACGUUGAAGAGUCGUUCCGACGCGCUUUCUCCGAGGCGCAAGCCGCUUUCGGAGAUGGAUCGUUAUUCGUGGAGAAGUUUGUGGAGCGACCUCGUCAUAUUGAAGUACAACUUUUAGGUACCGUGGAGUUCUUGGUUGACCAGAAAGGCAACUACUACUUCAUCGAGGUGAAUGCUCGGCUACAAGUAGAGCACACCGUAACCGAGGAAAUUACCGGUGUGGAUCUUGUGCAAGCUCAAAUAAGAGUAGCCGAAGGAAAAACGCUAGCUGAUCUCAAGCUGACUCAGGAUCUUAUAAUACCUCAUGGAUCUGCUAUUCAGUGUCGUGUCACCACGGAAGAUCCUGCACGAGGCUUCCAGCCAGACUCAGGCAGAAUAGAGGUCCGGCGACUUCCCCUUUUUUCCGAUGAUGAAGUCUUGAAAGAAAACUUCGUUAAGGUAUUCCGAUCCGGAGAAGGUAUGGGAAUUCGUCUUGAUUCGGCUUCCGCAUUCGCUGGCUCCAUAAUCUCUCCCUUCUACGACUCCCUUCUUGUGAAGGUCAUUGCAUCCGCUCGUAAUCAUCCUAACGCGUGUGCCAAAAUGAUUCGAGCCCUAAAUGAAUUCAGAAUUCGCGGAGUCAAGACAAAUAUUCCUUUCCUGCUCAACGUCCUCCAACAGCCGGCAUUCCUCGAUGCAUCCGUUGACACCUACUUUAUUGACGAACACCCGAAUCUUUUCGAAUUCCGACGAAGUCAAAAUCGUGCUCAGAAGUUGCUCAGUUUCCUGGGAGAAGUUCAGGUGAAUGGCCCACAACGCCUCUUGCUACGGAUCUCAAACCGGCUUACGUCGACCCAGUGGUACCUGCUAUUCGCUCUGGUCUCCGACAGGUUCUUGUCAAAGACGGUCCUGAGGCGUUUGCACGGGCAGUACGACGCACGUCUGGAUGCAUGGUCACCGAUACUACUUUCCGAGAUGCUCAUCAGUCGUUACUUGCAACUCGAGUUCGAACCGUACGAUAUGGCGAGAAUAGCGCCGUUCGUCAGUCAUGCAUUCCCACACUUGUAUUCCAUGGAGAACUGGGGAGGUGCGACUUUUGACGUUUCCAUGCGUUUCCUGCACGAAUGUCCAUGGGAACGACUUGAGACACUUCGGCAGCUCAUUCCAAAUAUUCCGUUCCAAUGUCUUCUAAGAGGAGCGAACGCUGUCGGCUAUAGCAACUACCCGGACAACGUCAUCGAC